Molecule: messenger RNA, 2157 nt
Organism: Penicillium subrubescens
Lineage: Eukaryota; Fungi; Ascomycota; Eurotiomycetes; Eurotiales; Aspergillaceae
Product: mRNA decapping enhancer EDC3
Exons: 3
Coding region: 1-2157 (718 amino acids)
Biological process (GO): P-body assembly; deadenylation-independent decapping of nuclear-transcribed mRNA
Cellular component (GO): P-body
Molecular function (GO): mRNA binding
Source: RefSeq, a predicted model, not a curated record
AUGGCAUCCGAGUUCAUCGGAUACAACGUCCUUGUGACGCUGCGACUGCCGCCAGGUGGGAAGCUUCAAGGGCAGGUCGCCAAUGUGAUUGGGCAUACUUUGCUGCUGAAAAAUGUCACUCUCCUGUGGAACGGUCAGCAUCAUGCCCAAUUUUCGAUUGAUGCCUCCGCCAUCACCGACUUGUCUCUGGAAUCGACCAAAGCAGCACCGCCGCAGCACCAGGAUCCAUCGCAAUCACUUCAACUGGCUGCACUUGCCCGAGCUGGACCCCCUCCUCCGCAGCACCAGAAUGGAUCACAGGAAUUUCAACGACUGGAAGCACUUGCCCGAGCUACAGCCCCUCCUCCGCAGAGCCAGAAAGCAUCACAGGAACUUCAGGAACUUCGACUGGCUGCACUUGUCCGAGCUGCAGCCACUCCUCCGCAGCCCUUCGCAGACCCCGCUAUCCUGAGCUUCUCCAAGCCCCCUUCCCAGCUCCCCGCACAGCCCGCGCAACCCGCACAAACCCACUUUGCAGGGUCAAAUAUUGCGCAAGCUCCAGUCUCUGUCAGCGCAUCCUUGACUGAGCCAUUUAGCAAUCUAGAGCUGAACACGGGAGUUGCGCGAGGUGGAGGUCAUGGAAUCUCUCACCCAAAUGAGCCUCAGGUUGCACAGAGCCUGACGACCCCCACCAAGCAGACACCGAAGCGAAACCGUCGUGGAAAUGAGGAUGGGUUCAUCAAACAUGGUGCUGCGGCAAGCACUAACCCAAAGAGCAAAGGCUGGCGCCAGACUGCGUUUGUUGAACCUGCUUCCUCAGCCAACCACGGGUCGCCUGAACAUGGAGUGCAGCCAGGCGCAAAGCUUCGCAAGAAGAAGCCACGCCGUGGGUACGCUGAAGACCCCAGUGGAUGGGCCACGGAGGAUGCAACCGAUAUUCAAGAGCUGGGCGAAUUUGAUUUCCAGAGCAACCUUUCCAAGUUCGACAAGCGCAGUGUCUUCGAACAGAUCCGCAAUGAUGACAACACGGCCUUCGAGGCUCGCCUUGUCAGCUUCAAUCGCCGGCAGAAGCCCGGCACGAACGGUGGAAAGAACCUCCACUGGACGGAGAACGUGCUUGAUAGCGCUCCAAACAGCGACACUGGUGAUGAUGUCGAAGGUAUUAGUGAUGCCAGACUCAGCAGUGAGAACAUCUCCGGGCGCAUCCAAACCUCUCGCAAGAGCAGCACGAUCAUGGCUCAGCCCAUGGUGCCUCAAAUCAGUGCGAUUGGUCGCAGCCAGCUCAUCACCUCUCGCGACGCGAGCCCUCGACCCAGCCGAUCUUCUGGGUCGCCUAUGGUUGGAAUCAACCCAGCUGGUGCAUCUCUGCGACUGACAACUACCAACCGCAGCUGCCCCACUGUGAGUCCGCUGCAGACUCUCGAGGUUGAGCAGAUCGCCGUGGCAGAAUUCGGCUUAUCAGAGGAUAUCCUUACCGAAAAUGCUGGACGAGGAAUCGCUGAAGCUGCAGUUUCCCUGCUCUCUAAUGACGCAGCAGCUCCCACCAUCCUGAUCAUCACUGGUAACCACCGCACCGGCGCAAGAGCAAUCUCCGCUGCUCGCCACCUCCGAAGCCGCGGACACCGUGUCACUGUCUGUCUUCUCGGUCCGGAACACGAGGAGGAGUUGCUUGAGAACUGCCGUAAGCAGCUGGAUAUUUUCCGGAAGAUUGGCGGACGCGUGCUCAGGUGGGAGGACCUUUCGGCGCGUCUCGCUACUGCCGACCUGGCUCCUGACUUGGUUAUCGAUGCCCUGUUCGGAAUGCACCUUGCCUUCGACGACCUGCGGACUGAUGACCAAGGUGUUGCAUUUGAGAUGAUUGCUUGGGUGAACCGUAGCAAUAUCGAAAUCCUCUCCGUCGAUGUUCCCUCGGGAAUGUCGGCUUCCAGCGGCGAGGCGACCGUUGCCGAUAGCGGUCGACUGUGUGUCAAAAGCUCCUCUGUAGUAUGCCUUGGGGCCCCGAAGACCGGAGUUCUCAAUGCCCUCCUCUCCGGAGAAGGAGCGGCCUGGAACCUUACCGUGGCCGAUAUUGGCAUUCCGCAGAUUGUGUGGCGCAAGUACGGCACUCGUCGCCGCCACGGUAUCGACUUCGGAAACCGGUGGGUGGUCCCGCUACGCCUGCAGACGCUGGCUGCAUAA